Molecule: messenger RNA, 696 nt
Organism: Drosophila obscura
Lineage: Eukaryota; Metazoa; Arthropoda; Insecta; Diptera; Drosophilidae
Exons: 2
Coding region: 1-696 (231 amino acids)
Source: RefSeq, a predicted model, not a curated record
AUGACGAACUUUAUCGCAAAGAAAGCCCUCCUGCUGCUCUCCCUGCUCCUGCUGGGCACCGUUCAGGCUCAACCUUUGGAGGAGCACCACGGCCGUGAGCAGCGCCAGCUGAAGGCAGGCCCAGGAGCCGCCACCGAUGCGGACGUGAAGAUGGUGGCCAAUGUUACGCCAGCAGCAGUUAACUCCAUGCAGAUGGGUAUGCCGAUGAAUCAGAUGGCCCUGAAUGCUGUCGGCGCCCAGUUGGUGCGGUACCCCAACUAUCCGGGACUGAUGUACGCCCAGGGCAUCGCUCAGGGAGCUCUGAAUGGAUUGAAUGGCCUGCAGACGAACAUAGCCAACAAUUAUCCCGCCUAUCCAGACCAGAAUCUGGUUGGAGCAGCUCCUGGCUUUGCUCCCGGAUUCGGCGCAACUCCUGGCUUCGGCUUUGGCAGCUAUCCGGGCGCCUCAAGCCCUUCCGCUCUCAUGUACGGCAAUUCCAUGGCGUAUCCCAAUCCCCAGCUGCCCAACGGAUUUGCGCCACAGCCAUCGGUGGACAACUUCGCGGCUCUAAACAACAUCGUGAACAUGGCCAAUGUACAGGGACUGGGGGGAUCUACCCAAGGAUUCUAUCAGAAUCCCCAGCUGCCAGGACUCUAUGCACCCGCCGGAGGCUACAUGGAUCGCAUGAGCAUGCAGGGAUAUGCACCCGCCUUCUAA